Talaromyces amestolkiae is the source of this 1860-nucleotide messenger RNA. RefSeq lists its product as uncharacterized. The coding region runs from base 1 to 1860 and encodes 619 amino acids. The transcript has a single exon. The record is from RefSeq and is a predicted model, not a curated record. Lineage: Eukaryota; Fungi; Ascomycota; Eurotiomycetes; Eurotiales; Trichocomaceae.
AUGGCUGCCUUCAAUUCUAUUCCCCAAGGUUCGCCCAUGGGUCAACAUCCAAAUCACGGCAAUGAUCCCACCAACAGAAAGGCAAAUGAGACACGGGCAAGACAUUCUGAUCAUGAUGCCCCCGACAUGCAAUCGCAUUUGUAUGAACUUUGGCAACUUAUUCCAAAGGAGAAGAAAGAUGGAGGAAAAAACUGGACAAUAGCAUCAAGGAAACUCAUUCCAAGCGAUCAAGAUACGCUAGAUGACAUGGUGAAAACCAUGGAGGAAGCAUUCCCAGCGAAGGAGCAAUACAAAUGUCUAUCCCAAAACAAACGGGAACGUAUCAAGGAGCUCCUGAAUGAACACAACCAGCGUGAUAGCCGCUAUAUAUGGAGAUGCGUUUAUAUAGACACAGAUACGACCAGAGUGAAAGUCCUCGGUACCUAUCAGGAUAUUACUGCCAAGAUGGAUGUUAUCUUAUUGCGAGAACUUCAACACCAGCCUACACCGGCUGGUCAUUCUCCCAAAGCCAGUUCAGCAGGUCGUGCUGUUUCCCAGGAUUCUGGAAUUCCGAGUAAUCAAUCGGGCAUCCAACCUACUCUAAACGACAUGAUCAGGCAAGCAAAUUAUGCACAGGUCGUCGGCAAUGGCCCUGGGGCAUAUAAGGCAGCACAGAACAGGGGCAUACCAGUUGAUGACGGUAUACCCUCAGUGCAUCCACAAGUGCAUCCCCAGGUACAAUCAUCACCGUUUAUAUAUAGGCAGCCGUCACCCCAUCCGCAAGCGAACCCUCAGGUUCAUAUGCAGGGGCAGAGGCCUGCUCAACCCGGUCCUCAAAAACAGGGGCACCCCCAAGCAUACCAGCAUGUGCAGAACUCGAUGCCGCCCGAAGCAACUUAUGCUGUGCCGCAAGGUGUCCGAUAUCAUGGGCAACCAGACCAUGGAAUGCAGAAAGAACAGGCGACUGACACCUUUCCCCAGAAAGUGUCACAGCUGCCUAUUAAUGCUCCGCACGGGAGCGGCGGCUUUAAUCCUGGACCAGGUCCAUUUGCCAGGAACGGCGACGAAGCAAGACAUCCUGCUCAUCAUCCUUCGAUGCCUAUAUAUACACGCAACGCCCCCGAAAUGCAGACACAGAACGCGCGUUUCGCAGCUGGAGAUCUUCCUCAACCUGCGCGGAAAGCGAAAGCUACUGCACCCCCUCCCAAAGUCGUCCAGCAAGACCGGAGAGUGAGUCAAAUGCAAGAUGAUAGCAGCUUCAUGACCGAUGACGAGUCCCUUUUCGAAGAGGAGGACGGAUAUAGUUCUGCUACAAGUAGCGUCAGCUCACUUGCAAAAGGGAGUCUACAUCGGGAAAAGAGAUAUAUGCGCCGCGACACAGGCGAGCACAAACACCGGAUUCAUUACCGGAAGCAAAAUCGAAAGGGCUACAGUCAUGGUGGUUACCCGUCCGGAAAUGUCGACAUCUACCCGUCUGCAAGCAGCCAUCGCCCGCGAGAAAGCAGAAGGUCUAGAGAAAUGAGUCGCGCAAGCAAUCGCCCAGUCACAAUACACGAAAGAGACCUCGACAUUCGGGCGCCCGGUCUUGCAGAGCUGAAUCUGAGCGCAAACGAGGCCUCGUACAGACUGAUGAAGAUGGAGGAAACGCAGCGAACCAUGCUUGACAAGAUGGAUCGUCUCAGCAUGGGCUUGCAAAAGCCCGAGAGUCGCGAUUAUGUUGAAAGGGCAGUGGUAACCCGUGGCAUCGAGCCUGAGAUACGAAAUGCAGUACCACAGCGGCCGAUCUACUUAAUGGAGGCCCCUAUGUAUUCUCCCAGACGUUAUGUACCUCGAGAGAUGCCGACUUAUAUGCCUCAACCCUACCCGUAUGACUACCUGUGA